AUGCUGUGGAGGAAAACUAGGGAACAUAGAGAUGUAGAUAUAAAUACUAGUCAUUUUUACUCAAGUGAAUCUUUAUUUAGGAAAUCGACCCGUACGAAAUCGUCGUCUACAACUUCAAGUUUUAUCGAAUUUUAUUAUUUAGACGAGGAUAAUAAUCAAAAACAUCCAUUAUAUAAAGAUGAAAGAUCACAAUCAUCUGAAAAACUUGAAAAAAUAAAAAGGGCUACAUCUGAUUACCCGAGUUUUGCAUUUCGUAUCAAUGAGCCAAACCUAUCCAAUAAAAGAAAACCUACAAAUGAAAUACUAAAAAAAAAUAUCCAAACGCCAAGUUCAUUAUUACACGGUUUACCUAACUAUGUAAUUUUACAAAUACCAAGUUAUGGAACCCCAUAUAAAACAACACUUGCAAACAAAAGAAAAAACACAGUUGUUACUUAUGAAACUUGUCCAACGACAACUUUAGUACCAUUUGAUCAGGAGCAGAGAAGCAUAGAAUCCAAUACCAUGAAGCCAAAAUCAACCUCUACAAAGCCUGAGCCUACAACCAUAUAUGAUAGGAUAAAAUUCUUUGAAAUAUAUGAUAAAGGAACCCGUUUACCUUCUUACAACGAAGCAGAAAAACCAAUUGAUUUAAAUGAUGUCGAAAGAUCUAUUCAUGGUAACAAAUUACGAAAAGACUUAAGAAUAAUAUUAGAAACUGCAAGUCAAAACAACACAAAUAAUAAUUUACACAAGACCAAACAUGCAAAGAAACAUAUAAUUGAGUCUAAUAGAAGAAAUAACUUUAAUUCAGAUAAUGACAAUAUAAAUUCAAUCAGUAGUUUCAAUCUUACAAGUAAAAACAAUAACCCGACUUCUAGGUCAGUGACAGAAGCUAUUCCAACUUUAACACAAGUAACAAAAUUUGUAAUAAAUAAAAUAAGUAUGGUGGCAAAGUGGUCAGAUUAUUCUUUUAUGGCUGCUUAUGUUUAUGAACCUUCUCAGGUUUACUGCGAUGCUGCCGGUAUCAGUCCCCAUUGGCUGGUAACGUCUGCGUCGUGUUUGUCCAGACGACACAAUAACCCCCGAGGCGAAGGUCGUUCUGCUUUUGUUGCGUAUUGUGGAAGUUCUUGGUGGAGUCCAGACCGGGUUGUUUAUGUGAAGUAUAGCGUAGUACAUCCACGCUAUCAUCAACGAGAUAAACAACGCAUAAAUAUGUACAAUAUUGGACUAAUUCAAGUGGAGAUUUCAAUGGCGACUUGCCCUGGUUGGGUUUCUGUUCCUCUGAUGUCUCACCACUUUGUGGCUCAUUCAGAGGGAUCGAAAGGUUAUGCAGUUGGAUGGGGUCUGGACAGAUAUGAUAUACGAGAUACAGCAAGUGAUUUGCCAAAAUAUCCACUAAUGGCAUAUGAAGGUAGAGUAUUUUCAAAUUCAUGUCCAGGAAUAUUUAAUCACACUAAAUUCAAAUAUCGUUAUAGUGAAGACAGUAAAAAAAAUCUAUAUUGUUUGCUUUUGCCGCCAUAUUCUGGUGAAGAAACCGACCCGAUACAUGGCAGUAUGCUUCUUAUUGAAGGAAAGCUGUGCGCCAUAUACUUACAGGAAGAGCGUCGACGUUCUGGUAACCAGUCUGCACAGUAUACAGGCAUUUGGGGGCUAGGCCCAUGGGUGACUGACAUGGCUCGUGAACCUGAAGAUGCUGAGACCUUUAGCUUGAAGAAAUAA
Arctia plantaginis is the source of this 1701-nucleotide messenger RNA. Lineage: Eukaryota; Metazoa; Arthropoda; Insecta; Lepidoptera; Erebidae. The record is from the annotation of a GenBank genome assembly.